Pimephales promelas (fathead minnow) is the source of this 4608-nucleotide messenger RNA. NCBI's taxonomy places the organism in Eukaryota, Metazoa, Chordata, Actinopteri, Cypriniformes, Leuciscidae. The record is from RefSeq and is a predicted model, not a curated record.
AGAAGGAGAAGAAAAAGAAGCCUUCGAGGCGCUGCUGAAAUGGCGCAGUGUUCAGAACAUCCAAGAGACCACAGUCCCGAUGGUGAUCGUCCCAACAUGAGUGAUCUGAGGAUUGUUCUGGUUGGGAAGAACGCAUCAGAAAACAACAGAGUGGGAAAGAUAAUCUUAAAUAAAGAAGUGUUUGGAAAGAAAUCAUCCUAUGAUGUAGAGGAGCUCAGAGAAAUAGUGGAGGGGAGAAACAUCACAGUCAUCAGCACAACUCAUCUGCUCGAAUCAUCUCUCACACUGUCACAAAUAACACAGAAAGUGUCAGCAGUGUGUCCUCCUGAACCGUAUGUGAUCAUCCUGGUGCUGCAGCAUGAUGAUUUCAGUGAGAAGAAAAGAGACAGAAUACCUUCAGUGUUGAACUGCUUUGGUGAACAGGCGAUGAAGAUCACAAUGAUUCUGACUACUGAUGAUGAGACGCGCAGUGGUAAACAGAAAUCUGAAAAUGAACAUAUUCAACAAAUAACUGAAGAAUGUGGAGGACGACGUCUUCAACUUCAAAACACACAACACUCUCAAAUACUGCAAAAAGUGGAUGAAAUAAUCGCUCGUGAAUUUAAGACAAAACGGGGAUCAUCAGCGACACAAGAAGACACGAGAUCUGAAGACAAAAGACAGAAAGAGAGAGAAGAAGAAAAUACUUCUCAGAAGCUUGUGAGAGAUCUGAGGAUUGUUCUGCUGGGGAAGAGUGUGUCAGAAAACAGUCGAGUGGGAAACUUCAUCUUGGGGAAAGAUGUGUUUGACAGUGAAGUUCUACCGUUCCAGCUGUGCAGUCAGAAAGAUGGAAGACUGAAGGACAGACAUGUGAUGGUCAUCAACAGUCCUCAGCUGCUCCACACACACAUCUCAGUUCAUCAGAUCACACAGACCGUGAGAGAGUGUGUGUCUCUGUCUGAUCCAGGACCUCAUGCCUUCAUACUCGUACUGCAGUAUGAAGACUUCACUGAGGAGGACAUGAGAAGAGUGAAAUAUGUGCUGAAACAAUUCAGUGAAGAGGCCAUUAAACGCACUAUUGUGAUCACGACUGAUAAAGAGUCAUACAUAUCAUGGGGUUAUUAUUUUGAGAAUAAAUCGAUUCAUGAGUUAAUAAAGGAGUGCGGAGGAAGACAUCUGCAGAUUGAUGAAAGAAACCCAGAAUGGUGUUCUGAGAUUUUCAAGAGUGUUGAUAAGAUAAUCGAGGAAAACCAGGAAGACUAUCUCACAUGUGAGAUAUUUCAUGAUGUUAAAGAAUCAUCGGUGGAUGAAGAGCCGAGCAGAUCUGAGGAAGAAAAUGAGGAGCAUUAUCAAGAAAAUGAUGGAAAACCCAAAGAAAGACAGAAAGAGAGAAGUGAUGAAGUGUUAGAAAACAUCUCUGGAAAACAGAAGCUGAACCUGGUGCUGUGUGGAAGUGAUGGAUCACUUACAGUCUCUGUUUCCAAACUUUUACGAGGGAAAACAUGCGAUCCUUCACAUCAGAAGGCGAACAGUGAAGAGUGUGUGAAGAUAGAGGAGAGGAUACAUGAUCGUGUGAUCAGUCUGGUGGAGCUUCCAGCUGUCAAUCAUCUCUCAGAAGAAGAAGUGAUGCGUCAGACUCUCCGCUGUGUGUCUCUCUGUGAUCCUGGAGUUCAUGUUUUCCUCAUCAUUAUUCCUGUUGGUCCACUGACUGAUGAAGACAAAGCAGAAAUAGAGAAAAUCCAGAAGAUAUUUGACUCCAGACAGCACUUUAUGGCGCUCUUCAUCUCAGAUAUCAGUGUUGAAGAUCCAGUGACAGAGUUUGUCAAAUCCAGCACAGAUUCUCGGAGGUUAAUCAGUUUCUGUGGAGGUCAGUACAGAGUGAUGGAGUUAAAGGAGUCUGAAAACUCACGACAGAUCCCAGAACUACUGGAUUACAUAGAGAAGAUGAAGACUGAACCAUAUUCACUUCAGAUGUAUGUGAAAGCUCAAGAGAAGAGAAUCAAGCAUGAAACAGAGGAGAAAUAUAAAGAAGAACUGGAGAAACUGGAGAAUGAAAAUAAAGAAUUAAAAGUGAGGAUUCAAUCAGAUGGAGCUGAAUGUGAAUCAGAUGAUCAGAAGUGUCUGAGGAUUGUGCUGAUCGGGAGGACAGGAAGUGGAAAGAGUGCAACAGGAAACACUAUUCUGGGAAGAGAGGAGUUUGUGAGUAAAGCAAGAUCAGAUUCAGUAACGACUGUGUGUGAGAAGAGAGUUGGUGAAGUUCUUGUUCGAUCAGUCGCUGUUGUUGAUACUCCAGGACUCUUUGACACAACACUGUCAAAUGAUCACGUGGUGGAAGAAAUAGUUAAAUGUGUUUCAAUGUCGUCACCUGGACCUCAUGUGUUCGUCAUUGUGUUGAGUGUGGGAAGAUUCACCAAAGAAGAAGCAGAAACUGUAUCUCUGAUAAAGAAGAUCUUUGGACAUAAAUCUGCUCAGUUCAGCAUCGUCCUGUUCACUAGAGGAGACGAACUUAAGGAUGAAUCUAUAGAGGAUUAUUUGAGGGAAAGUAACUCUGCAGAACUGAAGAAACUGAUCAAAGAUUGUGGAAACAGAUUCCUGGCUUUUAAUAAUGGAGAAAAACAAGACAAAACUCAAGUGACUCAACUAUUAAACAUGAUAGAAGAAGUGAGAAACUCUAAUCAGGGUCGAUACUUCACUAACAGCAUGUUUGAGGAGGCAGAGAUGUCCAUUAAAAAGAGAUUUGAUGAAAUAAUGAAAGAGAGAGAGAGAGAAAUUCAGGCUCAGAGAGAAGAAUUACAGGCCAAAUAUGAGAUGGACAUGAAAAUCAUGAUGAAGGGACUCGAGGAAGAGAAACAAAGAGCAGACGAGGAGAGAAAGAAAAUGGAGAAUCAAAUCAGAGAAAAAGAGGAGAAACUGAGAAGAGAGUUUGAAGAGAAAGAGAAAACAGAACAGAAGAAACGAGAGAUUGAAAACCAGAAACGAUCAGAAGAGGAAAAACAGAGAAAAGCUGAAUAUAAUCAAAAAAUAGAAGAGAUGAAGAGAAAAAAUGAAAAUCAGAGAUUACAGUAUGAAAAACAGCAAAAAGAAAGAGAAGAAGAAGACAGAAAGAGAGAAGAGAAAUACAGACAAGAUCAAGAAAAGAUGAAACAUGAACAAGAACGAAUUACAGCAGAAUUACAGAAAAAGCAAGAAGAGGAAACUAAAAAGAGAGAUUUGGAGGAAAAAAGGAGGAGGAAAGAAGAAGAGGAAGAGAGACAGAGAUGGGAAAGAAAAAUAAAAGAGGCUGAAAGCGACAGAAAAGAUAUUCAAGAGGAAAUUAAACGACAGCAGAGAGAAUGGGAGGAUAAAAAUAAACGCCAGAUGAGAGAACGAGAGGAAGAAGAAAGAAAGAGAAAAGAGAAACACGAAGAACAACUGAGAGAAAAACAAGAAGAACAGGAGAAAAUGAGAAAGAGAUUUGAGAGAGAGAGAGAAGAAGAAAGACAGAAGAUACGAGAGAGAAAAGAGGAGUGGGAGAAAAGAAAACGAGAAGAUGAUGAGAGACGAGAAGAAGAGAAAAAGAGAUGGAAGAAAAUGAUUGAAGAUCUGAAACAAGAACAAGAUGAAGAGAACAAGAGAAGAGAUGAAAAGGAUAAGGAGAGAAAAGCAAGUGAAGAGAAAGAGAGAGAUGAAAUUAAAAAGGCAUAUGAAGAGAAAAUAAAAAUCAUAAAGAAGAAACAUGAAGAUGAAGCCAGAAAACAAGCAGAAGAAAUGAAUGAUUUCAGAGAGAGAAAAGAGCAGCACAUUCAGGAGCUCAAAGAGAUGCUGGAAGAACAUCAGAGACAACACGAACUACUGGAGAAACUUUAUCAACACCUGAAAGACCACAGAGAAGAAGAAAUAAAAGAGCUAAAAAAUCAGAAAGAAGAAAUGAAAAAGCAACAUGAUCAGAAAGAAAAAGAAAGAAAAGAGCUACUAGAAGAAAUUGAAAAGCUGAAAAAAAGUGAUUGUGUUAUUCUGUGAUUUUCAAAGCAUUUUAAACAUAAUAAUGUGAGUUAAGAGAGUAUUACUUCAGAGUGAACAGAACUGUGUCCAUGGCAACGCUCUGUUUGUCAAUGGUGAGUUAUACUUAGCAGCGAAUACAUUAGAAUUCAACCAAACCAUGUAAUAAAAUCAUUUAAUCAUUAAAGUCAUUCAAAUAUACAAUUAUUUUCUUGCUUGAUAUGCUUGCUAGUGUUGUUUGAUAAUAUGUUAGUAGCCUAUGUGUUCAUGAAAUACUUGUCUUCAUGUGUUAAAGACAAUAUAAUCUAUUUCAAGGUUUUAUGAGAUGAUGAUCAGUUUGAUUGACACUUGAUGAAUUUGUGUUGUUCAGAUUAAUUAAACCGCGCAUUGAAACCGAAUAUUUCUCAAUAAACUGAACAUUUUUACUCUCAUUUCGUCUCCUGCUUUCUGCUUUUUCACGGCUUCCUCUAAAGCAGAGAGUCCGAGUGAAGAACAACAACAACAUAAUGGCAAACCUGGGGCCCGUUCUUCGUACGUUGCUUAAAACAUCCGAGAUCAAAUGAGACAUCCAAGAUGAUAUUAUCGUGCUCAUCAUGAUCCAGCUAAUUUGGUUCUUCGAACCCUCCUGCCAGUUAUGAUUAGUAUCCACAA